This is a messenger RNA of Nycticebus coucang (slow loris), 2579 nucleotides long. It is a transcript of the gene ELMOD1, whose product is annotated as ELMO domain containing 1. The transcript has 12 exons. Gene Ontology annotation, molecular function: GTPase activator activity. Lineage: Eukaryota; Metazoa; Chordata; Mammalia; Primates; Lorisidae. The record is from RefSeq and is a predicted model, not a curated record. The coding region runs from base 336 to 1340 and encodes 334 amino acids.
CCGGGGGAACCUCCGCGCACCCUGCCCGGCUGCUCGUGGCCGCCUCCCGACGCGCUGAGCUGCGCUCGCCUCGGCGCGACCCAGAUUCCCGCCCGCCCCGCCCGCCCGCGCUCGCAGCCUGAGCGGCAGCCGCUGCCGCCCUGUCCAGCCCGCGAGGGGACCCACGGAGCGCAAGCCGGAGCCUGGGGAGGAGGAAUGGAGCCCGCUUCGCCCCGCGCCGGGGGGUGCUGAGCGGCCGACGCCGAGGCCAGUUCAUCCCUAUUUGACAAAGGCAAUUUUGGAAGCAUUUACCUGAACACAGUUUGCACAGCAUCUGGACAGUCAACUCGGGCACAAUGAAGCACUUCCUGAGAAUGUUGAUCCAGGUAUGCCUGUAUUUUUACUGUAAGUUUUUGUGGCGCUGCCUGAAAUUUGUAAUGAGGAAGCUAACUGGAAGAUGUGAACUACAACGGAUCUGUUACAAUACCAAGCCUGGAGCUUCUAGAACCAUGAAAAUCGAAACAUCAUUAAGGGAUUCAAAAAGUAAGCUGCUGCAGACUUCAGUGAGCGUUCACCUUGAUGCCAUUGAAAAAACUAUAGAAGACAUCAUGGAACUGAAGAAAAUUAAUCCCGACAUAAAUCCACAGCUGGGAAUCUCUCUGCAGGCUUGCCUUCUGCAGAUUGUUGGGUACAGAAACCUUAUUGCAGAUGUGGAAAAACUGCGCAGAGAGCCCUAUGACUCUGAGAAUCCCCAACAUGAAGAGAUGCUUUUGAAGUUAUGGAAAUUCUUGAAGCCCAAUACGCCCCUGGAAUCUCGGAUUUCUAAGCAGUGGUGUGAAAUUGGUUUCCAAGGUGACGAUCCUAAAACGGACUUUCGAGGAAUGGGACUUCUGGGACUGUACAAUUUGCAGUAUUUUGCGGAAAGGGAUGCCACUGUGGCUCAGCAGGUUCUCUCCGACUCUCUUCAUCCGAAAUGCAGGGAUAUCACUAAAGAGGAAAUAAGCAAAUUCAGCAAAGCAGAAUGGGAAAAGAAAAGGAUGGAUAAAGCAAUUGGGUACUCAUUUGCAAUUGUGGGCAUCAAUAUUACUGACCUGGCGUAUAAUCUACUGGUGAGCGGAGCUCUAAAAACCCAUUUCUACAAUAUUGCCCCAGAAGCUCCAACGUUGUCUCACUUCCAACAGACCUUCUGCUAUUUGAUGCAUGAAUUUCAUAAGUUUUGGAUUGAAGAAGAUCCCAUGGACAUAAUGGAAUUUAAUCGUGUGCGAGAGAAAUUCCGUAAGAGAGUCAUCAAACAGCUGCAGAACCCAGACAUGGCGCUGUGCCCACAUUUUGCCGCCUCGGAAGGUCUAAUCAACAUGUAGUCGCCACGCUGGAGUUAAUGGGCCCCCUGGAACACUGCCUCAUCAUCCUGUUAGAUUUCUGCUUAGGUCACAGCUCACAUGGAAUGCACACAGUGGUUGCAUGCAUGCCUUUUGGUACAGUAUUUUCAUCUCUUGGUCCUAAUUCCAAGAUCCCCAGAUACCACUGUUUCUGGAGUGUCUUUCAUCCAGUCACUGCUCUAUUGUGGCAUCGUGCAGUGUUACAUCUUGCCUUGAUAGCCAAGUAUGGAGAGAGUUUUCUAUUUUUUUAGAUUUUUUUCCUCCCCCUCAUAAUUCAGCAUUAAAGAAUUGUAUUUCUCUAGCUGUAUUUUGUAUGUAAGAGUUUUAGCUGAAUCUUGUUCUGUGAAAGCCUUUUAAUUUAUUGAUAAUGUUUCAUCACUACUGCUGCUAGCUUUUCAAGCCGACUUCAUGCUUGGACCUCAUUCUGAUAAAGUGUAAGACUUUAAAAUAAUACAGACAGACACAUGAUACGCCAAACUGUUCCUGCAAACAUAGCUGUGCUUCAUGAAAACAUAACGAGGCUUACAAGAAGUAACUUUAGGUAGGAGCUGUUUUUGUUUGAAGUACUGCAGAAUUAUACUGUGACUUACCCCCCACCCCAGUCACAAUUGUGUCAUAGUCAUUUGGAUAUCAAAUUAGUUUAUUCUCAUAAUUUCAUGGGCUUGGAUGCCUAAACAUGUUUAUGAUGCAUGGAGCCUAAGAAAAGAAGUAAACGUAUUUCAAAAGCUGCAAAAGGUUUUUCACUGCCUGCCUCUUACUGAACUCAGUUACACACUCGCACUGUUCUGAUCCAGGCACCUUUGCUUGGGGAACCAAGUGCUGACUGGUUUGUUUUCUAUGUCAAGGAGCCAUAUUAAAAAACAAUUUGCAAGAAAAUGUGUCACAAGAGAGCAACCUAAGUUAUGUGACAGUGCAAUAUUUCUUGAAAAGAAUGACCUUAUCUUGUGUCACUGAACAAAGUAAAUUGCUUGGAAGGGGAAAAGUCAAAUCAUUCCAAAACUGCUAAAAUUUAUUUUAAAAACCAUGAUUUAGUUUGGAAUUAUGAUUGUAGUCUGUUGAAUAGUAUUUACCAUGGCAUUUCAUACCCAUGGUAUUUUAUACCUCUGACUAUCAGUUUUAGUAUUACCAGAUGUUUGUGUAAUCACUGGCUUAUUUAAAUGAAUUUUAAGUACUGCCGAAUUGUCAGUUAUAUGAAUAAAUUACAUGUCAUUCUACUGUAAC